This is a messenger RNA of Xenia sp. Carnegie-2017, 1623 nucleotides long. Its product is annotated as inositol hexakisphosphate kinase 2-like. Gene Ontology annotation, biological process: phosphatidylinositol phosphate biosynthetic process; inositol phosphate biosynthetic process. Gene Ontology annotation, cellular component: nucleus; cytoplasm. NCBI's taxonomy places the organism in Eukaryota, Metazoa, Cnidaria, Anthozoa, Malacalcyonacea, Xeniidae. The record is from RefSeq and is a predicted model, not a curated record. The coding region runs from base 59 to 1177 and encodes 372 amino acids. Gene Ontology annotation, molecular function: inositol hexakisphosphate kinase activity. The transcript is spliced from 5 exons.
AAUGUAGCAAUUAUUCAAAAAUGCCAGUCGAAAAUGCAAUAAAGUUGUUAUUAGCGGUAUGGAAGAUUUGCAAUUCGGUAGAGAGAAAAAUCGAGAGUACUCUACCAUUGUAUCUUUAGAGCCUUUCGCUCAUCAAGUUGGCGGACAUUCGACUCUACAACUGUUGGAUAAGUUCACUGUUUGUAAGCCAUUGUUUACCAAAGAACUUCGAUUUUAUCAAGAUGCAAAUCCUCUAUUUAAACCUUUCCUACCGGAAUUUAAAGGUGUCGCCAGAGUGCGAAAUGUCUAUGGCAAAGACAGUGGCGAGGGCCUAUGGGAAAUGGUAAAUUCUAAUGAAGACGUAAAUCGUCAUUGUUAUCGCUACGGAAAGCACUGUACCUCAUGCACUUGUAUUGGCAAUAGUGAACGAACAGGAAAACGCAUCUCCAAUAAAGGCGUUGACAACAGAAUUUCCGAAAAUUUUUAUCGUGCUGCUGUCAGUAAAGACAAAGAUAAGAAUGAGGAUGACUCGUCAUUAGAAUAUCUUCUUCUGGAAAAUGUCGUCGGUCGUUACAAAUAUCCUUGUAUUCUUGAUCUAAAAAUGGGGACUGAGAAACAUAGGGAUUACGUCAUCAGUCAAGAGGAGCAAAGUCUUCGCCAAGCAAGAUGGGAUAAAACGACAUCAAAAAGUCUUGGUGUACGAUUGUGUGGUAUGAAAGUUUAUCAUGUGAAUGAAGAUCGCUUUCUAGUGGUGAGCGAUGGACGAACUCUAACCGUCGACGGCUUUAAGGAUGCUAUAAAACAAUUUCUCUUUAACGGUGAACAAUUUCGCUCUGAUAUUAUUGAGCCGUACUUGAUUACGCUUAGAAAACUACUUUAUAUAAUGGAACGUCAGUCGGCGUACAGAUUUUUCAAUUCAUCGCUGUUGCUCAUGUAUGAAGGCGAUAAGUUGCGAGAGGAGCCCCACAGGACUGUCGUCGGCAGCAGGAACAAUGAGUCUAAUGAUCAUGUGACAAAAGAUUAUGAAAGCUUUGCAAACGUUAGCGUUCGCAUGAUUGACUUUGCACACGUGCAGUGCAACACGCAAAACAUGAAUUCAGAAUUUCCGCAGGUAGUCGACGAGAGCUAUUUAUUCGGACUAAGAUCUGUGAUAAAAAUUUUAGAAGAUAUUUUGCAAGAACUUUGUGUAAGCACUUGAAAAAUUCUUCAUAAUGAUGUUGUAGCUAUAUUUAUCCGUAUUAUUUAUUACAUACAUGAACAAAUACGCAAUUUUCCUGAUGAGGCAGAUUCAGUGCAAGGAAAACCCAGCGAUGUCGACUUGGGUCGAAAAUUAAGAAAACAGCAGAUUGUUCUAUAAAAUAGACGACGAGUCAUACGUAAUGUUAGGAAAAUAUAAACUGAACCCACCGAUGAUUGAAAUUGGAAAGAUUGUAGUUUGGAAAAGAUGGCCAGACUAACGUUUAUCUAUUUCUGGACAUUUUCCCAUGACAUGCAAAAAAGUUUUUAUGAAAAUUCGAAAGCUCCGAAGAAAUUAAAUAAUUGUGUCUUUAAUUAUAUGUCACAAUGUGUCAGGUCUAUUUCUUAAACAAACGUGCAUAUACGCGGUAUUGUUUUAAUACAUAAAAGUUGUAUUUCUUACAAAAA